Messenger RNA from Seriola dumerili (greater amberjack), 2682 nucleotides. RefSeq names its product nuclear receptor subfamily 2 group C member 2 (gene nr2c2). The record is from RefSeq and is a predicted model, not a curated record. Bases 123 to 2018 code for a protein of 631 amino acids. NCBI's taxonomy places the organism in Eukaryota, Metazoa, Chordata, Actinopteri, Carangiformes, Carangidae. Gene Ontology annotation, molecular function: zinc ion binding; nuclear receptor activity; RNA polymerase II cis-regulatory region sequence-specific DNA binding. The transcript is spliced from 15 exons. Gene Ontology annotation, biological process: positive regulation of transcription by RNA polymerase II; anatomical structure development; positive regulation of embryonic development.
CGGGGUCACGAACUAUGACCUUUAACAGAAGAAAACCAAAACAAAUAUUUUAUAAAAUAGCAGAGCGUCCUAAAUCCGAGAACGUCGUUUCCUGGAGACCUCACUAAUGACCUUACAUCAUCAUGACAACCAACCCGAAUCUGCUGUCUCAGCAGAAAGUGGAUUCUGAGCACGAGGCAGAGGUGUCAUCCUCUCCGUCAGACUCGGUGAUGAGUGAGUCUCCACAGCGCUUUCAGGUCAUCUCCACUGAGCCUGCCACAACACCACAGCGAAUACAGAUUGUAACUGACCAGCAGACAGGUCAGAAGAUCCAGAUAGUAACAGCGAUGAACCCGUCCAGUGCUCCCAAGCAGCAGUUCAUUCUCACUACGGCUGACAGCUCAGGGGCGGGCAAGGUUAUCCUGGCCUCACCAGACAGCCACAACACUAAGCAGCUCAUCUUCACUGCUGCUGACAGCCUGAUGCCAGGAAGGAUACAGAUUGUCACAGAUCCACUGUCAAUGGAACGGUUGUUAGGGCAGUCUGGGGACUUGAGCCGAUCGCAGCCAGUGGAGUACUGUGUGGUGUGUGGAGACAAGGCUUCAGGGCGUCACUAUGGAGCAGUCAGUUGUGAGGGAUGUAAGGGCUUCUUCAAGAGGAGCGUGCGGAAGAACCUUACCUACAGCUGCCGCAGCAAACAGGACUGCGUCAUCAACAAACACCACCGCAAUCGCUGCCAGUUCUGCCGGUUGAGGAAAUGCCUUAAGAUGGGGAUGAAGACUGAGUCUGUCCAGAGUGAGAGGAAACCCAUCGAUAUAGUGCCCAGAGAGAAGCAUGCCAACUGUGCUGCCUCUACCCAAAAGAUCUACAUUCGCAAGGACCUAAACAGUCCGCUCAUCGCCACACCGACCUUCAUCUCUGAUACAGAGACAGAUGGCUCCAGAUCCAGCCUGCUGGACCAGGGGAUGCUGGUCAACAUCCAACAGCCGGUCAUCCAAAGUGAUGGAACUUUGCUGCUUGCCACCGACCCAAAGAUGGAGUCUGGACAGGGGGACCUGGGGACACUAGCUAAUGUGGUAACAUCACUGGCCAACCUGAGUGACUCAAUAAAAGAAAAUCUAAACAAUGGUGACACCUCAGACAACCAACACGAGGAGCAAUCCGCCAGCGAGAUAACACGUGCCUUUGACACCCUGGCCAAAGUCUUCAACCCACCUGAAGAAGGGGUCGGACAGAGUCUGGCAGAUAAGUCGCAGUGCGUUGGUGGAACAACAAUCCAGCUGAUUGGUCGAGACCAGGAGACCCCCAUUAUUGAGGUGGAGGGGCCACUGCUCACUGACAGCCAUGUUGGCUUUAAGCUCACCAUGCCCAACCCCAUGCCAGAGUAUCUGAAUGUGCAUUACAUCUGUGAGUCGGCUUCCAGGCUUCUCUUUCUCUCCAUGCACUGGGCGCGCUCCAUCCCUGCCUUCUCAGCUCUCGGUCAGGAGGCAAACACCAGUCUGGUGCGAGCCUGCUGGAAUGAGCUGUUCACUCUGGGUCUCGCUCAGUGCGCUCAUGUGAUGAACCUGUCGACCAUCCUCACUGCCAUCAUUAAUCACCUUCAGAGCAGCAUCCAGGAUGACAAACUUUCGGGGGAGAGGGUGAAGCAGGUGAUGGAGCACAUCUGGAAGUUCCAGGAGUUCUGCAACAGCAUGACGAGGUUGGAGACCGACAGCUAUGAAUAUGCUUACCUGAAGGCUAUAGUGUUGUUCAGCCCUGAUCACCCGGGUGUGGACAGCAGUGGGCAGAUUGAGAAGUUCCAGGAGAAAGCUCUGAUGGAGCUGCAGGACUAUGUGCAGAAAACCUAUCCAGAUGACACGUACAGGCUGACCCGUAUCCUGACUCGUCUCCCUGCCCUGCGGCUCAUGAACUCGAGCAUCACAGAGGAGCUCUUCUUCACUGGCUUAAUAGGUAACGUUUCUAUUGACAGUAUCAUUCCCUACAUCCUCAAGAUGGAGACAGCUGAGUAUAACAGCCAGGACUCUGACCCAACCGAAUGACAUCCUAUCAAUCCAGAACCCAGAACUGUCGAUUUAAAGAUGGUACUCUUUGUCACUCAAAGGGUUUAUUGUUGAACCCCAAUCCAAAAUUCUGCAGCAGCCCCUUGUUUUCUAACAAUGCAUGGUGCAAAGUCAUUCAGGAAUCCUCGGUAGAUUAAGAUUAUCUGGCAUUGGAGAGCCAGGGUGACACUUGGACUGUCCUCUGGAGCUGAUGCAGUGUGGUAAUCUUGAGUGUCUGGCCUAAACUCAGCCACUAUGAAUUAAAUGAAAAAGGAAUUAUCUGCAGCUGCAACUAUGCUCGUCUCCUUUAAUGUCUUUAUAGCACUUCAAGCAAGUGAACUUAAACCUCUGGUCUUAGCCUUUCAAAUUGUUGCAGUCUUAUCUAAGCCUUACCAUGCCCUCAUGAUGAUUACAUACAUAAUCUGCAGAUAUCAGAUGAGAUACUGUAUAUAAUAAACACAGCCCAGAGUCUAAAAAUUGAAAUUUUACAUGUGGAAUUGGAAUUGCAUGUAUUUAAAAAUUUUAAUCUUAAGACUAAAGUAAAUCUGAGUAUUUACUGUAAAAAUGUACUUUGAAGCUGUUAAGUAUUUAUUUAUGUUGGCUUUUGUGAACAUUGGCUCAGUAUAAUCUUAUAUGGUUAAUGACUGUGCUGUUAAAUUGAGAA